CUUGUUUCUUUAUUUGCCCCGAAAAUAACCCCAACAAAUACUCCUAAAUUAAAUAUAACAAGAAUACACAGUAAAAGUCCCCACCCACAAACCCUAAGCAAAGCAAAACAAAAAUCCCCAAUUUGUUUGACUCGAAAUUGCUCAACACCAUUCAUUAAUUACCCCAUCUCUUUGCCAAUUGGAGCACUCUCGUUAUUAUUUUAUCGCUUACAGCUCCAACCUUUCCUUUUCAGCUCAAGCGGCUCCGCCGAUUACUUCUAUGCUUUUGUUUCUUACUUGAUCAUUUCUCACCCCCUAUUUUUUCGCCGAAUCAUUCGCUUCUUCACUGUUAUCAUCACUUACUCCACACAAAUCUCUCCUCAUCUUAGAUUUACAUUGGUUUCGACAUGUACAAUCCAAAGAAAUUCUCAACCAUGGGCUUGGUGCCAUACAAAGCGCAAGGCAGUGAACAGAUCUCACCGGUUGCGGCUGUAGGUGGACCUCCUGUCGAAACUUCUCCUCCUCCUGCUGGGGCCAAUGCCAAGCAGCGUUUGCGUUGGACAUCAGAUCUCCAUGAUCGUUUUGUUGAUGCCAUCGCGCAACUUGGAGGACCAGACAGAGCAACACCUAAAGGUGUUUUGAGAGUCAUGGGCGUACCUGGAUUAACCAUUUAUCAUGUGAAAAGCCACCUACAGAAAUAUCGACUUGCAAAGUAUCUGCCAGAGUCCCCAGCUGAUGGAUCCAAAGAAGAUAAGAAAAUAUCGGGAGACAGCCUUGACAGUAUGGAUUCUCCUCCGGGACUGCAAAUUAAUGAAGCUUUGAGGAUGCAGAUGGAAGUUCAGAAGCGUCUCCAUGAACAACUAGAGGUACAAAGACAGUUACAAAUGAGAAUAGAAGCUCAAGGAAAGUAUUUGCAAAAGAUUAUUGAGGAACAACAGAAGCUGGGGAGUUCUCUGGUAGGCACGGAGUCCCAACCUGGAGGUGAGGAUAAACAGUUCCAGUCAUACUCACACCAAGCAACUGAUGCAUCUGUUCAGCCGCUGUCUCCUCGGAAGAAGCAAAAGGUGAUUAAUGAAGGUCCAGAUGGAUCUGCCCCUUCACUUGCUGCACCAGAAAUAGGAAACCAUUGGGAUCCGAAGUGGUAUAAUAAUGACUCCCAGUUCAGAGGGCCAAUGGAUUGAUUUCAUUGUGUACCUGAAUAUAGCACAGCUCAAAGAUAGACAAUUGUUUUUAAUGCUUUGUAAUAGAAAUUGUGUAGAUAAUUGGGUAUGUUGUCAUAUAUCGAUGAUUAAGAAUUAUGAGCAAGAUAUUCAUAUGCUUUGUAAUUGUAGUUGGGAGUUGACAUUAGAAGUGCUGAAGACUGAUGAAUCAUACAAUUACUCCGGAGUUUUUAAAUUGA
Molecule: messenger RNA, 1378 nt
Organism: Daucus carota subsp. sativus
Lineage: Eukaryota; Viridiplantae; Streptophyta; Magnoliopsida; Apiales; Apiaceae
Product: myb family transcription factor PHL7
Exons: 7
Coding region: 387-1160 (257 amino acids)
Molecular function (GO): DNA-binding transcription factor activity; DNA binding
Source: RefSeq, a predicted model, not a curated record